This is a messenger RNA of Condylostylus longicornis, 1354 nucleotides long. RefSeq lists its product as uncharacterized. The coding region runs from base 281 to 1354 and encodes 357 amino acids. Gene Ontology annotation, cellular component: membrane; endoplasmic reticulum. Gene Ontology annotation, molecular function: heme binding; iron ion binding; fatty acid 2-hydroxylase activity. Gene Ontology annotation, biological process: fatty acid metabolic process; lipid biosynthetic process. The transcript is spliced from 5 exons. Lineage: Eukaryota; Metazoa; Arthropoda; Insecta; Diptera; Dolichopodidae. The record is from RefSeq and is a predicted model, not a curated record.
UAUUAAUAGUAAAAAUAUUUGUAAAGUAUAAUAGAUAAUCAUUAUCAAGUAAAAAAAUAGUAUUAAUUUUUACCAUAAUAAAAAAUUAAAUAGUUACCGGCAAUAUUUUGAACGAAUUGUUCGGAUAACAUUUACGCGAUACGCGGAAAAUAGACCUAAGCGAUUCUAUCAUUUAAAUAUAUAUUCCAUAUUCAACACAAAGGCUAUUUCUAUCAGUUAUUACCUCAUUUAUAAUCAGUGUACAAUUACUACGCCUAUAGAUAAUAUUAUAUAGAAAAAAAUGGAUACAAUAUCAACAGAUUCAAAACAGAUUAUUAUAAAAUAUCGUAAUAAUAAUUAUGAUAUAACCGAAUUUAUACAUAAGCAUCCAGGUGGUAUUAAUACACUUAAAGGAAUAACAGCAAAUACAGAUAUAACUAAGAGAUUUUUAAAUGCACCACCACAUUCUGAUGCUGCCAUGUACCUUAUGAACGAAUAUAAAAUUAAUAUGGAAAAUAAAAUGAAAAAUGGUUAUAAAAAUGGAACUAAAAAUUGUAUAAAAGAAAAUAAUAUGAGCAUAAAUGAUAUACCAAAUAAUAUAAGUAAUGGUCAUGUACAUAAUAAUAAUCACAAUAAUGAUAUAAUAUUAGAUGAAAGUAUGGAGCACCUAGUUGAUUGGUCAAAGCCUAUGUUGAGACAAAUAGUUAAUAUAGCGGAAUGUUAUGAUGAAUGGGUUCACAAACCAGUUGAUAGACCAUUACGACUUUUUGGGCCAUGGUAUUUAGAAAUGUUGACCAAAACUCCUUGGUGGCUGGUUCCAUCAUUUUGGGUUCCAAGUAUUAUAUAUAUUCUUUAUUCAGAAAUUUCAACUAAACGGAACACUUCGUUAAAUAACAGCACAGUUUUAUUUUAUUGUAUAACAGGUGUAUUUCUAUGGACUUUAAUUGAAUAUGUUUUACAUCGCUGGGUCUUCCAUAUAAAGGUUUCACCAGGAAAUAAAAAAUUAUGUAUAUUUCACUUUUUAUUACAUGGAUUACACCAUAAGGUUCCAUUCGAUCCAUAUCGUUUAGUUUUUCCGCCCAUUCCUGCUGUCAUUUUGGCAUCAAUUUUGUAUCUUCCAGUUAUUGCAAUAUUUCCAUUUCCAAGAAUAGUGUUAAGUGGAGGCUUAUUUGGAUAUUUAUGUUAUGAUAUGAUGCAUUAUUACUUGCAUUACGGUAAUCCAAAAUUUUUUCACAUGUAUCAGAUGAAGAGAUACCAUUAUCAGCAUCAUUUUGCACAUCAAGAUAUUGGGUUUGGUAUUACAAGUCCAAUAUGGGAUAUUGUUUUUAGAACUAGAAUAUACUUAAGGCGAUUAAAAUUUAUGAUAAAAUGGUGA